This is a messenger RNA of Pocillopora damicornis (cauliflower coral), 789 nucleotides long. RefSeq lists its product as uncharacterized. Gene Ontology annotation, biological process: extracellular matrix organization; collagen catabolic process; proteolysis. Lineage: Eukaryota; Metazoa; Cnidaria; Anthozoa; Scleractinia; Pocilloporidae. Gene Ontology annotation, molecular function: zinc ion binding; metalloendopeptidase activity. The record is from RefSeq and is a predicted model, not a curated record. Gene Ontology annotation, cellular component: extracellular matrix.
AUGCUGUGUUCCGUGCUGUUGCUUGCUCUUACAUCGCAUGCGUUUGCUCGCUAUGUCGAUGACCAAAGUUUUGCUCUGAACUUUUUGAACCACUAUCAGUACUUAUCUCCAACGCGCGCGGGAAACCACGACUUGGUGGUUGCCAUUAAAAAGUUCCAAGAGUUCACUGGUCUCCCUGUGACUGGCAAGUUGGAUGAACUAACGCUUGCGCAGAUGAAAGCACCACGCUGCGGAAUGCCAGAUCCUAUGGGUAAACAAGGUCGAGUGAAGAGAUACAGUACAUCUGGCAGAUGGAACAAAAGACACUUGACGUACUUUGUGGAAUAUGGAGCUGAUUUAUCUCGUUCAAAACAAGACGAUGUGUUCGAGAAGGCUUUAAAGUUCUGGUCUGACGUGUCAGGUUUGUCUUUCUCUACGACAAGAAGCGCAAGUACCGCGGACCUUAAAAUCAGCUUUGGAAGCCGAGCACACGGAGGAGUUAGUGAGAACCAAUGUGGUUAUCCAUUUGAUGGGGCGAGCGGAACAUUAGCGCAUGCAUUCUACCCUUCUGAUGGACGCGCUCAUUUCGACGAGGACGAAACUUUCACUGACGGCACCAGCCGAGGAACAAAUCUUCUGUGGGUGGCUGUACACGAAUUCGGACACGCCCUUGGAAUCCAGCAUUCAUCUGUUAGAGAUGCUGUCAUGUAUCCCUACUAUACUGGGUAUGUGCCGAACAUGCAGCUUAAACAGGACGACAUCGCUGCCAUUCAGUCUUUGUACGGUAAGUUUUAUUUCGGUAGCAAAUAG